Messenger RNA from Lampris incognitus (smalleye Pacific opah), 1321 nucleotides. It is a transcript of the gene nkapd1, whose product is annotated as NKAP domain containing 1. The transcript is spliced from 6 exons. NCBI's taxonomy places the organism in Eukaryota, Metazoa, Chordata, Actinopteri, Lampriformes, Lampridae. The coding region runs from base 424 to 1233 and encodes 269 amino acids. The record is from RefSeq and is a predicted model, not a curated record.
CCGACCGAACCGGGGCAGUACCGGCAACAUAUACCGUAAGUUCGCGACCCGUCGAGGGCUGAGGGGUUUGUUGUGCGCUACCUUGACGUGUGCUGUAGCCGUUUCGCUACGAACUGAGAGUUCUCUGCGCGUCCCGUCUCGUUUGUCGGUCUCCCGGAUGACCGACGGCGAAGCUGGCUGACGGUUUAAACAGCGAGCUAGCUGGUUAGCUAGCCGGCUAGCUGGCCAGUCGCCUUGACCACAGACGCAGCGCUGCCCUGCUGUUUUUACGCGUUUGACCCGUUUAUUACAAGCCACGCGUGCGUUACGUCCCCCCCCGGCUAGGUGCAGAAGCGCACCAUGGCGUCCUGGAUAUGCUGAAUACGUGUCCCCUACCUUCCACCGUCAGCCAUCGGUCUCCGGUCAUCUCAGCACGGGACCAGCAUGUCCAAGGUGCCAUUAGGCAAGCGUCUGCUGUGGAAUGUCAUCCGCCACACAGAUGCCCACAACAAGAUCCAGGAGGAAUCGGAGAUGUGGAAGAUGAGAGUCUGGGAGAAACAGACGUCCCACCAGAAACAAAUGCCAUCUACAGAAUUUAUGAGGGGGCACAUGCACUGUGAUCGAGUGGAGAAUUAUUCAGGAGAACAAGCUCAAAGCAAAGAUCGCACCUCCGGACAUGAUGACAGGGACGCUCGAUACUGGAGUCGCAAACUGUAUGAAUUUGAGGCCAAUGAUCCUGACAGAUGGGGACACAGCGGAUUCAAGGAACUUUAUCCAGAGGAAUUCGAAAGCGACAGUGAAGAAGCCACCGACACCAAGAACGGGCAUCACAAAAUGAAAAAGUCAAAGUCAAGCAUGAAAACGGCCGCGUCCAAACGCUCCAAGAAAUCCUCUCAAAAGAAGAAAAGGAAGAAGAAAAAGAAGAAGCACAAGGGGGAGAAGGGGGACGGGAAGCCGAGGAGAGUGGAGGGGGCGAGCAGCGAAAGCGGCGGCGAGGAGAGCAGCGACAGCAGACGUAAGCAGAGGAGGAGGACAAAAAGCAAACACCGAGACAGGAAGGGCGGGAGGAAAAGAAGGAAGGAGGAGGACGGCGACGAUGCGGGAGAAAGGGAGAGAAAGACGCACUCUCGCAGGAAACGAAAGCUGGACUCCCACAAAGACUCAGAGUCCGGAACAGACACGCACAGGAAGAAACGGAGGAAAAACUGGAAAGUUGCAAAUGAGGAGAACUCGGAUGACAGUUCUGGGGACUGAAAUACACGAACAACCAAAUGCAUGCAUACACACACACAUAUAUAUAUAUAUAUACAUACAUACACACACACAUAUAUAUACAUACAUA